AUGAAUUUGGGAAAUAGUUUAGAACCUGACUACUCUCAGUUUGGCAUUAAUUUUCCGGCACCAGCACCUAGUGACUACGACCAGGAAGGGAGUGUGAAACUGGAAAGUCUUAUUCCAAUCAACAACAUCACAACUGAAAGGACUGCUCCAAUUGAAACUCCAUUAAUCACUCUGUUUCCAGAUGAGAAAGAGAUAAGUAGUUUAAACGGAAAGGAAAACCUGAAUGUUGUGAGUGUAAUUGAUGUCAAUGAAAAUAGAGAGAAGAUUAGUCGUUUUGGGAAUAGAGAAAACUCUGGACGAGAUGGUAUGAAUAAAUCUAGUAGUGAUGAUCAUGAAGAAGAAAAGGAUAAAAAUUUGGAACUGACUGAAGAGAAAGUAGGAAAAUUGCAGCGAUUUGUUGUAUUGCUACGUGAAAGCAAUAUAACGGAAAAUGAUUUAAGUGAGUUGACAAGAUUACUCAAACAGAAAAAAGCGAUUAAUUCAAAAUCAGUCAGGUCAACUACCGGAUCCCGGAUUCUUUUCACUAACCCUACCGCAUCUAUCACCACAGCCUCAACACUUCAACGAACAAACGAGACAAACAAAGCCUUCAUCACUGCUCUGCCGAUAAUUUUUCGACAUACAGAACCAGAACCGGGUGAUGUCGUCGAUAGCGAAGAUAGCGAUCUACUCCCAUUUACUACUUCAAGACCUAAAAUGGGAGCAGUUAGGAUCAAAUAUCAAUCCCGCAAUCAGCAAAAAACCAAUUCGACAUCAGCAAUUUUUCAUCGUCCUAGGAAGUAUCCUCGUCGAACAGCAUAUCGGGCUCGAUUACCCUUUGUUACCAGUGCUACUCAUAUUGAAGCUAAAAUGGAGAAACCGAAACAGUCAAAAAUAAAUAUGAAUGGAGGAGCGAUUCAGCAAAUCCACUUAACAGAGCAAAAGUCAGAUGUCCUAAGACAGCAGUUUUUGCAACCAGCUGUUUUGAAUCCAUUCGCACAGUCGGAAGUUACUGCGCCAGCCUUUGGAAUUUUUCGAACUCCAACAUUUCCAUCUCCUCUUAUCAGCAAGCUACGAAUGUCAUUAGAACCCACCCUUCAUUUGUAUCCGUUUUAG
Messenger RNA from Loa loa (African eye worm), 1095 nucleotides. RefSeq lists its product as hypothetical. Bases 1 to 1095 code for a protein of 364 amino acids. The transcript has 7 exons. The record is from RefSeq and is a predicted model, not a curated record. NCBI's taxonomy places the organism in Eukaryota, Metazoa, Nematoda, Chromadorea, Rhabditida, Onchocercidae.